Messenger RNA from Cryptococcus wingfieldii CBS 7118, 1890 nucleotides. RefSeq lists its product as hypothetical. Bases 1 to 1890 code for a protein of 629 amino acids. NCBI's taxonomy places the organism in Eukaryota, Fungi, Basidiomycota, Tremellomycetes, Tremellales, Cryptococcaceae. The record is from RefSeq and is a predicted model, not a curated record. The transcript is spliced from 7 exons.
AUGGAGUCCCUCAUAGCCCUCGGCGACAUGGCCUACAGUCAAUCCACCCCGACAUCCCCUACCACCUCCGUUUUUUUCUCCUCUUCUUCCGCUCUCGGCGGGGAGGACCUCGACGACCAGGGCGACGUGACUAUGACACAGGAGCUGUCUUCAGCCCCUACGUUGGAAAGCCCCAUCUUCUCCAAAACCGGCCGCAAUUCUUCAUCUCUGGAAGAGGGUGACGGAGAGAAUGACCAACAUGUCUCUUCACAAGGUCGUCUAGGAAAGAGGGCUCGAGCACUCCCCAAUAGCGACUCAACCGCCAAACGACCACGAGCUCCGACCCCGCACUUGGCGCCUCCAUGCGAUGACAACCUCGACAAUGUAUCGGAGCAAUCAGCUAUUCUAGCGGCUUUUGCUGCCCUCCAGGGAACCUUGAAAUUUCACCAAGACAUCUCCGAACAAUCUUUGCGGAGUUUCACCAAGCGGCUCGAUCGUCUCCAAAUCGGGUUCGAGAGAGAGAUGCGCGAGGUGAAGCACGAGCUGCACAAUAACAAUGAGGAGCUGCGUCAGGUAAGGGGGAUCUUGAAAAGUCUGGGUUUGACUUCCCUUGUGACAGUGCCCGAGACGAUCGCCCCUGUGCCGACGACACCUCUUACGCACCAUGUCACAGACUCUGCCGCUCGCCAGGUCACCCCCGCAGAGUCAGCCUUCUCGGGGGACAAGUAUAUUGGUAAUGCUAUGCGUGAAGCUGGUAUACAUACUCUGGUAGUAGGCGGUCAGGGGCGGACCGUCAACUUUCCCUUCCUGUCAAGGCCUCGGACAAAGAAGGACAGAGGAAUAAACUUUUCGGACACAGAGGAAGACACAAUGACAGAUCAUCCCUCCACUCACGGUGACACCAACUUUGGCAGUGAAAACGACGAGUCGGAUCUGUCGAGCAGCAGCCAACCGUCCCCCUCACAGGCUUCUGACGUCUCGGACGCAACCUGCCGCCCAGCUGAACGUCCAACGAUGAUAAGGAUGCGCUCGCCUGAUAUUGCCCCGGAUUCUCCGACUCCCACCGCCAACCAAGUCUCCUCGCCCCUCGUGGUUGAACGGGAGGAGGAAGGUGAAAGCGAGAUCGGGUCGGAUGAUCCGCUGGACAGUGUGUCUAAUUCCGUAGGGAUGAGCAGACAUGGCGAACUGGAAGCGACAAAGGCGAAUCGCUCAGUGAGGGGUCCCUCUUUGAUUUCAGAGCAGAGCCUUCUGCCCAGUGAUACGGCGCAAAGGAAAGACUGGGUUUGGAAGUGUCAAGGUGAUAAUACCGCCAAAGGCAGAAACUGGAUCUUGGAAUGCCGCGGUUGCACUGGUCGGGUUCAUUGGGCCUGCGCGGGUUUCGAGACCAUGACUAAAUGGACCAAAAGAGACAUAUAUUACUGUCCCGGCUGCUGGCCUUUGCUUGGAAAAGCCAUCAAACAACAGUAUUCCAAACAACAAGCUACCGUCGAGAAGGCUCAGCAAGAGACGUGUCUACGGGCAGAUUGUAUCCUUCACCAUGAUCCAGUGGAAGAUGAUGAUGAUCAAUUUGCUUUUGAGUCGGUAGUGGGGAGAAGAUAUAGGAAGAAGGGAGAUCCUGAAACAGUCGAGUUUCUCAUCAAGUGGGAACAAUGGGCACUCUGGGAUAGUACUUGGGAACCACCAAGUGCACUUGCCGACUUCCCAUAUGCCAAAAAGAGAUUUGAAAAGCAGGCCAGGGCUGAGGGUAACAGCGUUGGUGCGGGAGCCUUUGGAGAGCGUGUCAUACUGUUGAAAGAGGUCCAAGAGUAUUUCCUGCCGAAAACGGGCAAGUACAACAUUAGUUUCCUGAAGGAGAAGAAACUGGCGCACAGAGAAUGGUGGGAUGUGGAGGAGAAGCGGGCAAUGAGCUGA